This is a messenger RNA of Adelges cooleyi (spruce gall adelgid), 2050 nucleotides long. RefSeq lists its product as uncharacterized. The transcript is spliced from 6 exons. The coding region runs from base 236 to 1990 and encodes 584 amino acids. NCBI's taxonomy places the organism in Eukaryota, Metazoa, Arthropoda, Insecta, Hemiptera, Adelgidae. The record is from RefSeq and is a predicted model, not a curated record.
CAUCCGAACAACAAACAUCAAAGGGAUUGUUAUUUGCUUAUAAUCGUUGGAUUUGACGGUUCAAUUUUUUUUUUUAAAUGGUAGUUCAACCGUAAUUUACCUAUGUAAAUUCAAUACUAUCAAAUGACCCGAGCCGUAAUUGGUGACUGGUGUCGGUUUCGCGUUGGUAUCUAAUUUGUUAAUAAAAUAAUAUUUUCUAAGAUAUUUUGCUCUUGUGAAAAAUAAACCGACCGGCAUGACCGCAACAACCGCCUUUGAAGGAGGAGACCAAGUCACCCGGGACUUGCAAAAGCUGUGCUUAAAAGGCGGUGCCGUUGAAUUCGUCACAGGAUACGAGAAUCCCGUUUCCUGGCACAGGAAGCACCACGUCCCCCGGGAACAGCUGUCUAAAGAUGUGCUGUUCGACAACCUGGACAUGAAAUCCAUGACGUUGGCACAGUAUUACGGCAGAAUACCCGAGUACAUCAAAUGGAAAUUGUUCAAUUACAAUCUAGUAAUUUGUUACGAGUACAUUAGAAGCAAAACCAAAUUGAGCGAAGCGCUGAACAUCUUGAAAGACAUUAAACAUAUUUUGACUUCUAUAAACGACAAGGAUAAAUUCUUACAAUCCGUAAAAAUUGCACUCGGUCAUAUCGCAUACUCGCUGAAGGGUUACGUAUUGAGUUUAUGCAACGACAACAAAACGGAAUUGGAGAACUUCGAGUCGGUCAACGACAUGGACAACGUCAACAAAGCGGCUUUGUUCGGCGUUCAGUCCGUGUUUUUCUACGAGUACGGUUUGCCCUAUGUCCAAAUAUCGAGCGAUUGUGCGUUAAAAGCCAUAUCUCUGAACGAGUCCGAAGCCGAGUGGCAUUACUUGAUGGCGCGAGUGUUGACCAAUUAUUAUAGGCAGCGAGCGAACCAAGUAUUCUGUUCCAAACGAGAAAUCGAAGAAUCCGAAAUAGCCGUUCAUCUCGGUAAAAAACCUCAUCACAAGUUGCAUUUGGUGUUGGUGUAUCAGCGUAUGUGCCGGACAGUACACGUUAACCCCGAAGCCCGGAAAGCGAUUUCCAAAGAGACUUUCAAGUUGUUAAAAGAAGUAAUGAACGAAACCAACGACUUGUUUUUAUUGAAAAACUGCUUGCUCAGUUUGUGCAAACUGCCUGCGAAAGAACAGAACAACAUGACUGACAUUUUGGAAAAACUUGUUGACAAACUAGAAUCCAGUAACAACGGUUACAUACACGGUGCUAUUGGCCAUUAUUAUUUGUUUAUUAAAAAGGACUACGACAAAGCCAAAAGCCACCUGAAAUUGGCCAUGGACGUGAAGAGCUUUGGUUCGUCCAUCGACUAUGUGUAUGCGUUGUUCAAAAUCGAUCCCGAGACGGCGCCCGUGGAAAAGAUGAUGUCGAAAUUUUUAGACAUAUUUUCGCAUCCGAUUCAACAAGAAAAACUCUUGAGUCAAAUCAUAUCCUAUUUGAUCAUAACCAAAGACGACAUCGUCAAAUCCCUACCGUACAUUUCGAUGCUGUUCAUCUACAAGGACGCAAUGUGCUUACAAAGUCUAAAGACGCACGUUCCAAAAUUUUCGUUAAUGCCGCAAAAAUACAAUCUAUUAGACGUCAUUAAGGAAAGUCUGCUCAAAGCGCGGCUCGAUGAAUCUUUGUCUGCGGACGAUGUGGACAACGUAAAUAUAGUGUUGACGAAACUGGAUAAGUAUGUUUUGUCGUUUAAACCGGAAAUUUUUUUUAACUGCAAAAACAACAAAGGGAAUUUCAAUGAAAAAAAUCUAUUUCAAUUCAAUAACAAAAACGUGCGAGAGAAAAAAAGUGACGAAGACAAUUGGAGAAAGUUAAAACCCGAAGAAACUUCGUCGUCGUCGUUUCCACAAAUUGUUCACAAUAAGAACAGACAACAAAGGUCUAAUCGUGAUAAUAUAAUAAUAAUAAUAAUUCUGAGAGAAAGUCUAAUUAUUUGUAUUCGAAAUAAUAGUUUUAUUGUUAUUGUUUAAAACUUUUUAAUAUUUAAUUUAAAUUUUUCUGAGAUGAAUAUCGUUGUUACUUGUUCUUGU